This is a messenger RNA of Scomber japonicus (chub mackerel), 909 nucleotides long. RefSeq names its product mas-related G-protein coupled receptor member B4-like. The record is from RefSeq and is a predicted model, not a curated record. Gene Ontology annotation, cellular component: membrane. Lineage: Eukaryota; Metazoa; Chordata; Actinopteri; Scombriformes; Scombridae. Gene Ontology annotation, molecular function: G protein-coupled receptor activity. Bases 1 to 909 code for a protein of 302 amino acids. The transcript has 4 exons. Gene Ontology annotation, biological process: G protein-coupled receptor signaling pathway.
AUGAACCGCCAGCUGUCCGUGGUUUGGGAUUUUGGUGGAGUUCAGUGGGAUGCGAUCUCGUCGGGAUCCGAGGGUCCCGAAUACCGAUCAGCUUGCCUGGGUGGCUGCUCGUUCCUGAUCAGGAAACAUAACACCACACCACACUGCAUACAGAAGGUCCUGCAGCUUUCAAAGGUGCAUAAUAAUAAUAUAACUCCCAUCUUCGUCAUCAACGUUUUCAUUGCCGACCUCAUCCAGAUAUGCAGCAUGAUCAUUUUUGUGGCCAACGUCAAUGCCUUCUUCAUCAAACUCUUGGUGCAUUCUUAUGGUCUGAUUGCCAGUGUUGGCUUCAUGGUGUGUGUCGCCAUGGAAAGGUAUUUGAUCAUCGUCUGGCCACUUUGGUACCACUGCAAUCGGAGCAUCAAGGCAUCUGUGUUGGUCUGUGUUGUGAUCUGGAUUAUUUCUAUCACUGGCUUCCCUAUUUUCUUCUCCGUAUUUCCUUUUGUCAUCAGAGCCAUUUCAUUCUUCAUCUUUCUGUUCCUCCCCUUCCCCCUGCUCAUCUUCUUCCUGGCUGAGACCCUCAAAUCGCUGUCUGCUGCCAUCUCAGUCUCCCCUGAGGAAAAACGAAGGAUUGUGGGAACUAUGGUUCUGGUGCUGCUUAAUUAUAUAAUGUUGUUCGUCCACACAGUCAUUCUGGUCCUGAGAGUAGAAAGUGUUGCCCUUUACGUCAGCAUUGGCGUUUCGAUUCAUAUAAGCCCUCUUGUGGAAAUGGUCUUGUAUAUCUUCAGCAGUAAAGGAGCCACAGACAGUCUGCUGGCCUGCCGGUGUUGUUGCACAAUGGGCAAAAGGUGUAUGAGCGUCUUGGCAGAGCAAGAGGGGGAGAAUAAAAAUGUAAAAAGUGAAGGAGCAAAGGCAAGAAAUGAAAACUAA